AUGGCCGGGAGCGCGAGGUCGGCGGCCGCGAAGCACGCGUACCGGAUGUUCACGCCGUCCCGGAGCGCGGCGGCGCGGGGCAGCCCCGGCAGCGCGGCGGACGAGUUCGACGAGUCGGACGUCUGGGGCUCGUUCGGCGGGGCGGACUCCGGCCCCGCGGAGCUCGCGCGCGCCCGCACGAUCCCGUCGUCCGCCCGCGCCAGCGGCCGGAAGAAGCCGCUGGACCAUGCCCAUGCCGGCCCCGGCGCCGUGCCCGGGUCGCUGCCGAUGAGCAUCCCAGACUGGCAGAAGAUCCUGGGGGUCGAGUACAGGGGCCACCACGCCGGCGAGUGGGAGCUCUACGGCGACGACGACGACGACUACGGCAAGCUGGGCGCCGGCUGCCGGAGCGGCGCGGUGGUGCCGCCGCACGAGCUGGCGUGGCGCAGCCGCGCCGCGUCCCUGUCGGUGCACGAGGGGGUCGGCAGGACGCUCAAGGGGCGCGACCUCAGCCGCGUCCGCGACGCCGUCUGGAAGAGGACCGGCUUCGAGGACUGA
Triticum turgidum subsp. durum (durum wheat) is the source of this 537-nucleotide messenger RNA. Lineage: Eukaryota; Viridiplantae; Streptophyta; Magnoliopsida; Poales; Poaceae. The record is from the annotation of a GenBank genome assembly.